AUGUGUCUUGAAUAUAAGAGCACUGAGUUAAAGACAACAUCAACCAUCAACAUCUCAUUAGUCUUGUUGCCUCCUCUUCUGGUGAUUGGAGUGUUUAGGGAGCCAAACAAGUGCUUUGGUGAGACGUCUCGUCGUGGUAGAAGACAACAAGUCAGUCAUGUAGAGUACAUGAAGGAUGGACUAAAGCACAUGAGACUGAAGUUCUACAUUGAAGGAGAAGAACCAGGCCAUCAGGGAACGGUGCACACAGAAUCCAAAGAGAACCCUGAAACUGGAAAAUUUGAGUUUCGCUACAUCUUCGUGGAAGUAGACACCUACCCAAGGAGAACCAUCGUCAUGGAGGACAACAGAUAA
Coregonus clupeaformis (lake whitefish) is the source of this 354-nucleotide messenger RNA. Its product is annotated as mitochondrial import inner membrane translocase subunit Tim21-like. Gene Ontology annotation, cellular component: TIM23 mitochondrial import inner membrane translocase complex. NCBI's taxonomy places the organism in Eukaryota, Metazoa, Chordata, Actinopteri, Salmoniformes, Salmonidae. The record is from RefSeq and is a predicted model, not a curated record. The transcript has 4 exons. Bases 1 to 354 code for a protein of 117 amino acids. Gene Ontology annotation, biological process: protein import into mitochondrial matrix.